AACAUACUACACCUGCACAAGGAAGAAAAAGCCCUUAGACUUAAUGAACUCAUAAGCUGCUACUUUAAAAGACUCCAACCCAGCGAGGAAUAAUAGAGCUCUYGGGCUAUCAGCUGCAGCACUGAGCCACACGGACCAGCAUUCGGUACGAUCAAACCGGAACUUGGCAACGAUACAAGUUCUUCUGAAUUAAGUUCAUCUCUAGCAGUAAACGGCAACAAAGUUCUGUCGUCGUCUCUCGUAGCAGCCAAGAAACUCGAUAAAUUCUGUUUCUUYUUGAUGAGCUACAGCUAAUGAGUUUUUGUUGUCUGGUGGGCUCAGUCUGGUUCAACUACCGAUAGAUCUGUUUCUCAAGACAUCGACAACACAUGCAUAAGAAGAUGUCUUGGGAGUGGUCGUUCAACUUCCUUCUACUUCUGCUUGCCUGCUAUAUAAAUGAAGGUGCUGCUCUACAAUGUUACGUUUACAAGUGCAACAAGGUUUCRGGUAGUCCUGCUAUCACCGCCCCAGUAUGCGCUCCUCCCAAGGUCGUUACUUGUGGAAAGGUUGCUGGAGGUUUUCUYRRUGCAAAUAGAUGCUUAACGUCCAGAGUGAAACAGUCAAUAACUAUGCCUGGCGGGACCGUCGUACAGUUAAAUUCAGAAUCACGCAACUGUUCUCACAACUCGAUAUGCAACGCUGCUACUCGAGAGAGAUUAUGCAAAGCAGCGAAUUAUUCAGGUGGAGUCCAAAACUGUACACUGGAUUGCUGCAAUAAAGAUCGAUGUAACGAUGGAGCAUCCGGAGCUGUCCCAACAACCCUCGCUCCAGCAACCACAAUUCCAGUUAGUUUUGUGAUUAAUUGUCCAUUCUCUACUGGGAAAUGUGGCUUCAAGAACGACAAGACGCUUUYUGCUGAUAACUAUGACUGGCAGUAUACAGAAAAAAUCUGGUUAGGCAAAUAUUCUGGAGGUUUUGAAAGUAAUGGGAUGAUUGCUAGAUUACUUAGCCCUGYCUUGGAAAAAGGAGUCCGUUGCGUGUCCUUCAGAUACUUUAGAAGCGAAUACAUGCCUGGAAGUUUCGACGUCUUAAUUCACGAAGUUGGAAGCGACUACAGGAAUUUAAACCUAGUUUGGUCUGUGUCUGAAGGCAAUUAUAAUCCAGUAUGGCAAUCUGCUCAAAUUCCUAUUAAUUACAAAGGCAGCAAACCGAUCGAGCUUGUUUUUAUUGCGCAACAUUUCUUGGCCAAGCCUGAGAUCCCUGUUGCACUAAAGUCUUGGGGGCAGUCAUCAGAUUCGUGUAUUCUUCAACCAUCCAAUAUGAAAGACAGAAUAUUCCCAGAAGAUCGAGGUAGCUGCACCUUUGAGACAUCAAUGUGCGGAUACAAACAAACUGGAAAUACAACAAACUGGAAGAGGAGCCGUGGUACUAGCUUCUGGAACCCCAGUGGUGAUCACACCACUAAAUAUGGAUACUUCAUGAUGUCCCAGUUUCAAAGUGGUGAUGUAGCCGGCACAAAAAAUCAAAUUGUAAGCCCAUUAUUGAACGGUGUAAGAUGCUUGACAUUUUACUAUUACAUAUAUUUCACAAACAUGGGGACUCUAAACGUAUACAAGAGAAUUCAAGGGAAAGACCAGCGAAUAUUCCAGCUUACUGGAAAGCAUAAAAGUAUAUGGCAGAAAGCAACAGUACCGAUAAAAGGACCUAACAACAAUUUCACGAUCGUUUUCGAAAACGUCAAAGCGAAUGGACGUUUUCAGCGAAAAAGUUUGUGCAUUGACGACAUUUCGACCUAUGCUUCAUGCGAAACUAACGAUUACUUUUGUUCUUUCGACAACUUAACCUGCGGGUUUUACUUCUCAAGUCUUUCCGACUGGAAACUCGUUUCAACACGAAAUCCUGGAGGUGGAUUUACCGUACGUGAUCAUACGAGUGGAAAAGGUGGCAAGGAAUUGCCAGGAAGUUUGGAUGACCUAAAUGUGACGUCACAGGCCUGCACAAUUUUCCCAGAGCAACCGAGGACCAGAAUCUUCAAAGAAGUUCAAGGAAGCUGCAACUUUGAGAAGUCAAUGUGCGGUUAUAAGAAAGACAAGAAAAAUGUAUGGAGACGAGGAAGCGGGUCAACAUUGACRUCAAACACUGGUCCAUCAUUUGACCACACUACGAAGACGAGAACAGGUUUCUACAUGUAUACUGAGGCUACCGGUAUUAGAACUGGCAGCAAGUCUCAGUUCGUCAGCCCUGUUUUAACAAAAGCACGAUGUGCUACUUUCUACUAUCACAUGUAUGGGGAUCAUAUCGGUGAACUAAACGUGUACGAACGUGUGAACAACGUGGACACGCGUGUCUUCCACUUAGCAGGCAACCAGGGAACUAAAUGGUAUAAAGCAUCAAUUUCCUUAACGAAGCACAAGCCAGAUUCAGGUUUUCAACUUGUUUUUGAAGGUGUUCGAGGGAUUGGGUACAAGGGUGACAUUGCUAUAGAUGACAUAUCAACUUACGUUAAUUGUACCAGUCCACCUCCGACAUCGGUGCCCGUGACACCAACAGGAAAAGUACAAAAUACUACAGUACGUCUCGUCAAUGGGAUUACAAAGAACUCAGGACGGGUAGAGGUACGUUAUAACGGAACAUGGGGAACAAUUUGCGGCGAUAUUUGGACACCAGAGAACGCAAGAGUUGUUUGCAAGAUGCUUGGAUUCCCUGGAGCGACAUCGGCUGUGAAACAAUCUCCAAGUGGCGGAGGUAGCGGUACAGUUUGGUUGGACGAGGUACAGUGUACCGGUUCAGAGACUAAURUCGAUCAAUGCAAGCAUGCAGGCUGGGGCGUCAACAGUUGCACCCACGGGAAAGACGCCGGGGUUGUAUGUCAAACAGGUCCAGUCAUUCCCUCUCAAAAUGGAACCUGUUCGUUCGAUAUCAACCUCUGUGGCUACGUCAACGGGGACAGAAGCGUUAGCGAGCGAGACUUUAAGAGAAGAAAGGGAGGCACGCCGUCUUCAUUCACUGGGCCUAGAUCUGACGUCAGUGGAAGUGGUUUUUACAUGUACUUGGAGACCUCCUACGGAAGGACUGGUGACCGGGCAAAGUUGAUCAGUCCCAUUCUCCCGUCGUAUAUAAAGUGUGUGAGUUUUUAUUACCACAUGAGAGGGGGUGAUAUAGGGACUCUCAACGCCUAUAUCCAAGUCAAUAAAACACUGUAUAAGCGUUGGAGCCUGAGCACUGAACAAGGAAGCCGCUGGCUAAAAGGACAUAUGCCGAUUAAUGUGACAGGACAGUUGGUGUUCGAGGCUAUUCGCGGGAACGACUACAAGGGUGACAUUGCUAUCGAUCAAAUAGUAACAUUGGAAACUGACUGCGACGUUCUACCUCCCAAAGCAGAAUUCAGCCCAGAUCCAAACGCGCGUGAAGGCGAUGUCCGUCUUGUUGGAAGUCCAAAUCCUUUGAAGGGUCGGGUUGAGAUCUACCACCAAGACCAAUGGGGCACCAUCUGUAAUGAUUUUUGGGRAAACGCAGAUGCUACCGUAGUAUGCAGACAACUGGGAUUUGGAUCAGGUCGCGUUAAACCAAUCAGUGAAUUCGGACAAGGAACUGGGUUAAUAUGGCUUGACAACGUUGGCUGUAAAGGUGAUGAACAGUAUCUUACACAGUGCGCCAAGCUCCCAUGGGGUUCUCACAACUGUGGCCACAAUAAAGACGCUGCUGUAGAAUGUUUUAACGGUACUGAUUUUGCAUGCAAAGGCUAUCGUGUACUGAAUACYGCGGAUCGAUCWUCGAACUACAUGGUUAAGGGCAACCGCUGUGACAAAUACAAUGGAAUAUUUCAAGGCGAAUGGCAUCGUUUCGAAGGAGCUGCUGGUACAUCGAUGUCUGAGACCUGUAUCCCUGUAAAUAGAUGCGGUACGCAUGCGACUGGCUGGCUURAUGGAAGACACCCAACAGUCGCAGAAGGAAUGGUUAGAAGAAAAGUUUGUUUUCAUUGGUCAAGUAAAUGCUGCAAGUGGUCUACUUAUGUUCGAGUAAGGAACUGUACUACUUUUUACGUCUACGAAUUCAAGAGACCUCCUGUCUGCCAGUUGAGGUACUGUGGCGCUGAUAGCUURACAGGUCCAACACCACCUCCAACACCAAAACCACCAAAGAUAAGAGUCCGAUUGGCUGGCUCCACAAAACCUUAUGAAGGACGCGUAGAGGUCUGGCAUAAUGGAAUCUGGGGCACAAUCUGCGACGAUGGUUGGGACAUGCGUGAAGCCAAUGUUUUCUGUAGACAGCUUGGAUUCAAAGGAGGAGCAGUUAAAGUAGGAAUGAUAUCCGGUGGUGUCCCACCAGGGAUUGGCCAAAUAUGGUUCGACGAUAUGAGAUGCACUGGUAACGAGAAAUAUAUCUGGGAUUGUCGUAAUCGCGGCUGGGGAAAGGAGAACUGUGGACACGGAGAGGACGCUGGGGUCACGUGCAUGACUCCGGAAGUAUAUUCAUGCGAUUUUGAAAAGAGUUUUUGUGGCUAUAAGACCUCCUAUCACGAGGCAUGGUCGAUAACUUGGACCCGUUAUAGAGGAACAAAGUAUUUGAAAGACAACACUUUUGGAAACGUUAAAUUGAAGAGUUGUUUAGACGGUUGGUCAAGCUACAAAGGUUUCUGCUAUUAUUUCAAAAACCGCGGAAGCAGAAUCACUUGGAACAUGGCAAAACAACGUUGUAUCAACAUGGGCGCCUGGCUUGUAGACAUACGAACACAAGACGAACUCAAAUUCAUACAAAGUCAGAGAAAAUCAUAYGURCAACARUAUCACAUUGGUGUAAAGGAAUUGAACAGAACCAAUGUAUGGACUUAUCUCGACGGAUCUAUUAUGAAUCUUACGAAUAUUUGGUCGCCAGGAGAGCCAAAUAACUGGAACAGAAAUAAUGAAGAUUGUGUGUCCAUCGAWUUUAGGAAAUCCGAAGGAAAAUUCAAUGAUAUUCCAUGCGGUUCUGCAUAUGGUUUUUAUGGGCUGCCUGAUUCUUUCAUAUGUAAAGCAAAACCUGAUACUGUUCAUGGAAGCUAUGCAGGAGUUGAUCUAUCAGGGAACACACUUUCUCGUGGCAAAAUGACUGAUAUCGCAAGUCUUCCCAUGACCAAUGCAACAUGUCUUAGCUUUUACUACACAACCAAUGGGACACAUCAGGAUAACGUCAGAGUGGUACUCAAGACCAAGGAAAUUCCACCCAAGGAAAUCAUCGUGUGGCGAUUUGAAGGGAAUUCUGGGUACAAGUGGAAGAGAGCCSAGAUACCUCUCGAUAACAUGGGCUCACAGACAUUCGUGGUUCAUUUUCGAGUGAUUCACAGUUCAGGAAAUGGGAAAAUCUUCAUCGAUGACGUUAAAGUCAGCACGAAUGAAACUUGUGCCUUUGAACCGAAGGAGGCUGAGCCAGAAGACUGGAAGGACACUGGUAGCUGUAAYUUUGAAGAGGGUACGUGCGGUUAUACCAAUGUUGCGGACGGCACUGAUGACAUGGAUUGGUUUAGAUUUGCUUCACAUCACAUGAGUACAGACCCAAGACCUUUAAGUGACCACACUACGCAUUCGGGAUCCUUCAUGGUAAUGUCCGGUGCUAAUAAAGCAAAAACCGGUCAAGCCGGUCGCUUAUUCAGUCCAGCCCUUUCACACUCAAAGGUCAAAUGCAUGACAUUUUUCUGGUACUUUGCAUUAAAAGUAUGGGAUCCGCGAGACAUGGAGUUGAAUGUGUACCUUCGGCUUAUAAACUCUAGCAAAAUAACAGGUGAAAUUCACUUAUGGAGAGUGGACGCUAGUAAUUCGGAACUAGUGAACCACUGGGGCAAGGGCGUCGUGCCUUUGAAAGCCAAAAGCAGUUUCCAGGUUAUAUUUGAAGGUAUUUACAACGAAAAUGAAGAAAGUGUAUCAAUUGACGAUAUCAUUAUGUCAAAAGAAGAGUGCAGUAUCCUACCUGCGAACAGCAAACCACCCUAUAUACGACCAUCAGCAACAGGGCUAAGAUUGGCUGGAACAACAAUCGAUGCGGCAGGUCGUGUGGARAUCUUCCAUCAAGGCCGCUGGGGUACAAUCUGUGGUGAUAUCUGGACCAUGGACAACGCCCAUGUGGUAUGUCGCCAGCUCGGCUUUAGCAAUGCCCUUGCCGCGCCCUGUUGUGGCCUCUUUGGUAAAGCAUCUGGAAGAGUUUGGCUGAGUCAAGUAAAAUGCCMAGUAAACAGUCCUAUGUCAUCAAUUUCGAUGUGCCCUCAUUUUGGUUGGGAUAGGAAUGACUGUAGCCACCGUCAAGAUGCGGCGGUGGUAUGCAACUCUACAAAGACUGUUGACAAAGAUAUCAAGCUCCGUUUAAGUGGAGGCCACAACAAUGUGUCAGGUCGAAUUGAAGUCAAAUAUCUCGGCGUAUGGGGCACUGUCAAUGAUGCCGGAUGGGACAUUCUCGAUGCGACAGUUGCAUGUCGUCAGYUGAAGUUUGGCGGAGCAGUUGGUGCCUACAGAGGGAACAUGUACRGUAGUGGUUCAGGUCCAGUGUGGUUGUCAAAUAUCGGAUGCAAAGGGAAUGAGAAAAGUAUUUCACAGUGCGUUGACUUCAAGACGAUUUCCGAUGUUAAGAUGGAUCAUGAGGCCGAUGCUGGAUUAGAGUGCUUCGGCCUUCGUCUGUCCGGUGGUAAAUCAUCCAAUGAGGGUCGCGUCGAGAUUAAUUUCCGAGGACAAUGGGGAACCGUUUGUAAUAAAAACUGGAACAUGAARGCAUCAAAUGUUGUAUGUCGCAGUCUUGGCUAUCAAAGAGCAUSGGCUACACGCUCGUUUGGUAAAGGGACAGGAAAAAUACUGCUUUCUGGUGUUAAGUGUAAGGGCAGUGAAGCAUCGAUUGCGAUGUGUUCGCAUAACGGGUGGAAUUAUGUGAACUGUGAUCAUUCGCAAGAUGUUGGAGUCCUGUGUACAAAUGAAGAACYUCCAACAAUUACAACUCCAUGCAGCUCUAGUCCGUGUAAAAACAAAGGAAAAUGUACAGAAGACGAAGAAUCCUAUAUAUGUCACUGCCCGAAGAAUUUCAUUGGUUACACUUGUGAAACGAAUAUAUCUUCUAGUACUGUUGGCCUUCUUCUUAAAGGAGAUAUCAAAAAGUGGAAUCCAGUCAAAUUUAAGGAAUCAAUAGCAGCCAUUCUAAACAAAUACUUAAAGGACAAAGCUGCCAGGAGAAAACGAGAGGCCGAGAAGUUCUCAAGCAACGACAUAAUCAUUCUAGUAGACCCUCUCRAAUCCAACAGAUCUCCGCCCGGUUAUAUCUACGUCGAGUUUGCUGUUAUUAAGAAAAGCAACAAUAAAGCAGUUGCUAUAAAUCCUGACAAAGUUCGACAGACGGUCAAYAAAGSUGCGCAAGAAGAAGAUAUCGCAGGGUAUGAAGUCGUUGGAGCAGAAACCGCCAAACCUAAGCCUUCCARACCUAACGCGCAAGCGCAAACGGGAUCCAAGGAUGGUUCUAACUUGGCAAUGAAGAUAGGAUUUGCUGUUGUUUUGACGCUAUUACUGACAAUAAUAUUGGUUGCUGCUGUAGUUUGUUUUAUGCAAAGAAGAAAAAGGCCCGCCAGUGGCAAUGUCUACCUCCUUAAAUCACCUAGUCGAUCAGCGGRAAAGGAUACCGAYAAYGAUGUACUCAUCACCGAAGACGACAACCACUUACUUUAACGCUGAAAAUCUCAUUAUGAUCUCAUGAUCUUUAGUGAUCUCUUUAAGUUUGAUACUCGUUAUGACCUGGAAUCAGGAUAAAAGUAGUACUCGUUACCUCUUGUACUCUGAGUGAUACCCUUGAUCUUCAUUGAUCUUUAGUGAUCUCGAAUGCGUUAAGUUUGAUAGUCGUAAUGACCUUGGUCAGUUAGGGAAAAAGUAGUUUACGCUCCUAUGUGGACGAAGUGAUCUCUUGUAGUCUGAGUUAUCCCUGUGAUCUUCAUUGAUCCUUAAUGAUCUUGUUCAAGUUAUUAAAUCGURCAGCUUGAUAUAGGGAGAACAAAUUGUUCUUGCCCGCACACUGGCGAAUUUUAUCUUUUGUGAUUCUYGAUGAUUGYCGUGAUCUUCUAGUGAUCUUCAAGUGACUUGGUUCUCGUCCAGAGUUGAUUAUCUCUUSUGGUCCUCGAUUUAUAUCUCCCUUGAUCCUUUGGCCAUAACGUACUUAAUAACAUAUUAGUAACUUAGUGGUCAGCGCGUGACAAUGUUUUGAUCAAAGUGAUCCCAGUUGAUCCUCUUUGGAACCAAGUGAUCUUUAGUGAUACUUAUAAUAUAAAAUCAGGAUAGCUUGAAUGUUCCCUUUUAAUGCUUUUUGAUAUAAGUGAGCAUUGAUCUUUAAGUGAUCUUUGGGAAUCUUUGCGUGAUACUGAGAUGUAAAACGUAACGUAAAACGUAAUGUAAACGUAAUGUAACGUAAAACGGAUAUAUAGACAAAAUAGAUAACUUAAGCACAUGCAWCCUCAAAGAGGAAUCUUUUAAAUUACUAUUUUAUACAAAGGUACAUAGUGUAGCGGGACUGAAAAAGUGUUGUGAAAAUGUUUACGAACGUUGGAUUAUAGUCAAGAUAAAACGAAUGGAAAUUGUUGCGUUUCAAUUUUAAAAUGAUGCAACUCUUGUGCCUUGAUUAUAUGUACGUASGUUUAAGUUAAAGAAGCCUUUAAGGUUGUGUUUUAGAAGAUUUUUGUACCCUUAAUAACAAUUUUAUAUAAAAUCACAUUUUUGUACCCAAAUACAUAAAAACAAUAAAAUAACUCGUGGCUCUCCGAUUGGCUGAAAUUCGUAGUUUUCGAUGCAGCCAUACAAUGGUCUACAGUUUGCGCUCUUGCUUCUUAAACUACGGCGUUCAAUUGGAUCUACCAUAGAGUAAAUAAAGAAAAUCUUUAUAUCCACUGUACUUUUAAUGUAGUUAGACUUUUGAAAUAAAACACUGUUAUAGUUACUUUA
This is a messenger RNA of Exaiptasia diaphana, 8912 nucleotides long. Its product is annotated as MAM and LDL-receptor class A domain-containing protein 1. Gene Ontology annotation, cellular component: membrane. NCBI's taxonomy places the organism in Eukaryota, Metazoa, Cnidaria, Anthozoa, Actiniaria, Aiptasiidae. The record is from RefSeq and is a predicted model, not a curated record.